UAUGAAGAUACAUGUACACAGGAUGAAGACUGCCCUGUAGAUGCCGUUUGUAGAAGAACAAAUUGUUAUUGUGCCUCAGGACUGUGCAGUUCCAAGCACUCAACACACUGCAACGGCCGGGUAAAGCUGGAUGAAGAAUGCGUAGCACAAAAAACAGCAAGUAUGAAGAUGGAUACAAUAGCAGCCUAUACAUUUCUAUCACCAACCUUACUCAUCACUCCUUUGGAAACCUCAACGUCCCCACAGUGGCCACAGACAGCACAGGCAGCAGUCAUCUGUCCCAAAACAGGAAGCACCUCUCCUUGUAUCUGUCGCCCCGGA
Staurois parvus is the source of this 321-nucleotide messenger RNA. The record is from the annotation of a GenBank genome assembly. NCBI's taxonomy places the organism in Eukaryota, Metazoa, Chordata, Amphibia, Anura, Ranidae.